GAUCUUUUUAAGAAACUUGUGCCCAAUGAAUGUUUAGGGUCCAACUGGUCUGAACAACCAGAUCUGGCACCAACCGUCUGGGCCAUCGUUGCACAUUUCAAUAAUGUUAAGAAAUGUGUCACCAGCACCAUAUUUAGGCCUCAACAGCUGAAACCACAGCAGAGGGCUAAAAUCAUUGAGAAAUGGAUUGAUGUUGCCCAGGAAUGUAGGAUUUUGCAAAAUUUCUCUUCAGUACGUGCAAUUACCUCUGCAUUGCAAUUGAAUAAUGUAUUCAAGUUGCAGAAGACUUGGGCAGCCGUGUCAAAGAGCAGGAAGACAACAUUUGAAGAGCUUUCAAAUAUAUUCUCUGAAGAAGAUAACUUUAUGGCAAGUAGACAGCUGCUAAUGCAGGAUGGAGCUUCAAAAUUUGCCGCCCUCGACAGCACUUUGAAGGAAAACAAAAUACUGACACACAAAACGCUAAAAGUGACAAAGAAGAAGGGUAUAGUUCAGGGAAUUGUGCCAUACCUGGGAAUUUUCUUCACAGAUUUAACAAAGUUGGAUUCAGCUUUCCCUAAUUAUCGUUUCAAUGGCUUGAUCAACUUUGACAAGAGACGAAAGUUAGUACGGAAAAUUGCACUGUGCAAAAUGUUUGGAAUUGUAUGAAAGGGGAAGAGCGUGCCUUUCAAUAUUGUAGUGCUUUUUUUGCUUGAUGGGGGAUGUAGGGGGAGUCUACAACUGCAUCUUAAAUGUAGAUGAUCACUAAUAAAUCCAAUAAAAGAAUUCAGGAGAAGCUUUGUUGCUCAGAGCAGUCAGAUUGCAGAACCUGCUGCUACCAGGACUAGUUGAGAAGAUGAGCACAGAUUUAUUUGAGAGAAAGUUAGAUGUCAGAAAGGUCACAAAGAGGCAUAUUAAGAGUUUGAAGCAAGGUGGGAGAAGUGUAAAGACCAGCAUGGAGCAGUUCAGCCAAAAGACCUGCUUUUGCGCUGCUGAUGUGAUGCAAUCUACCUUUCAGCAGUCACAACCAGGUACAGGACUUCCCAGGUGUUAUGUGAAUGAAGAUGUUGUUAAAUUAGUCCAUUAUAGAAGAACCUGAGUAAAUAAUCUCUCCAUAUUAGUUAGUGUUUUCCUUCAGAAGAGAGGCAUCAGUUAGUCAUGGGAUGUCAGAAAUUGAGGGAGUGCAGCUGUUGGGGUUAUCACUGACUGGGCAUUUCAUUCCAUAUUUCUGAAUUUGGUAAUACCAACUUCUCAAACAUCUCUGUUGCUGUGGUUACUGUUGAGGGUAUCAUACAAUCCCUAUAGUGUGGAAACAGGCUAUUCGGCCCAACAAGUCCACACUG
Messenger RNA from Rhincodon typus (whale shark), 1319 nucleotides. Its product is annotated as ral guanine nucleotide dissociation stimulator-like 1. The record is from RefSeq and is a predicted model, not a curated record. Gene Ontology annotation, biological process: Ras protein signal transduction; positive regulation of GTPase activity. Gene Ontology annotation, cellular component: plasma membrane. The transcript has 6 exons. Gene Ontology annotation, molecular function: guanyl-nucleotide exchange factor activity. The annotation marks the transcript as partial. Lineage: Eukaryota; Metazoa; Chordata; Chondrichthyes; Orectolobiformes; Rhincodontidae.